Messenger RNA from Protomyces lactucae-debilis, 600 nucleotides. RefSeq lists its product as uncharacterized. The transcript has a single exon. The coding region runs from base 1 to 600 and encodes 199 amino acids. NCBI's taxonomy places the organism in Eukaryota, Fungi, Ascomycota, Taphrinomycetes, Taphrinales, Protomycetaceae. The record is from RefSeq and is a predicted model, not a curated record.
AUGACUUCAUUGAAAAAGGGAGACAAGGCACAUGCCAACUGGGGCGGUGGUCAAGUUGGCGGCACCGUGGUCGAGGUGAAGACGGAUGGUCCACUGGAAAUUGAGUCAAAGGGCAAAACUGUCUCGAAGAAUGGCGAGUCCGACAAUGCUGCUGUGCAUCUCGAGCGUUCUGGCAAUGAUGUCGUUAAGAAGGCCUCUGAAUUGACCAAGGACGCUGAUGGCGGCGGUGACAAGGAGGAGGAGAAGACGGAGGACAAGGAGGAGGAGAAGGGAGAUGACAAGAAGGAUGAUGAAGCCGAGUCUGGUGAUAAGCGCAAGCAAGACACGGCACAAAAGAAUGGCAGUGCCAAGAAGGCCAAGACGGACGAUGCCAAGGCCAAGUCCGCAUCCAAAAAGGAUGACGGCGAGAAGGAGACUAAGAAAGACGCCAAGAAGGGCGACAAGAAGGAUGAGAAGAAGGAUACUGAGAAGAAGGAUACUGAGAAGAAGGAUACUGAAAAGAAGAAGGCCAGCACGGGCGGACGCAAGGCUAGCACUGGCAGCCGCAAUGCACCUCCUCCUACGACACGUACGACACGUUCAGCGAGCGGCAAGAAAUAG